Rosa chinensis is the source of this 2361-nucleotide messenger RNA. RefSeq lists its product as uncharacterized. The transcript is spliced from 4 exons. NCBI's taxonomy places the organism in Eukaryota, Viridiplantae, Streptophyta, Magnoliopsida, Rosales, Rosaceae. The record is from RefSeq and is a predicted model, not a curated record. The coding region runs from base 645 to 2087 and encodes 480 amino acids.
AAUCCCUUUCGAUUCGAACAGCUAAAAUGGUGGACCAUAUCAUGCAAUUCUGCAUCCCAAGUGGCUCUUGCUUUCAGCUGACCCUGUCUUCUGUUGGUGUAGUCUUGUGUUUUCUGUACAUUUGUACGUAUAGCAUUCUUGGAAAUUCAAAGCUCAACCCCUGCUAAAAUUAUCUACUAACUGUAUGAUUUCAUUUAUUUUCUUCACCUAGUUCUACUUGUAGUAAGAAAUUGCAAUGUGCUUUGAUCACCAAACCCAAACAAUAAUCAGAUCGACUACUAUAUUUUAAGAGAAAUCAGAAAUCUACAACGCCACAAAUUUCUUCUUAGUUAAGUAGUUGCCCUUUUGCACUAAAAAAAAGAAAAAGCACUGCCCUUUUGAAAAGCUUAAAGUGGUGUGCCAUGACAUGGAUGAUGGGCCUUUCCAGACUCAUGGUCUUCUUCGUUAACUUGUAUUGAGAGUGAUUCAGAGCAUAUUGCAGCAAACAAAGUUUUAUCGCUGGGAGUUGAUCAUCUCUAAAAUACUACUACCUUAUAGCCUCUCUCUUCUAGGUUUCAGAGCUCGAAGUACUGCUGCAGCCUGGAGAGCAGUAAAGUUUUCAAUAUUGGAAACAAUAACAAAGCUGAAUUUACAUCUUAUCUGUCAUGGCUCAAAAAGUAUCAGAUGCGAAGAAUAUCAGCUUGAAGGCGUUGGUGGACAAGGGGAGAAACAGAGUUAUCUUUGUAGAGGCCGAUAAUGAUUUCAUUGAUGUUCUCUUCAGUUUCUUGACCAUACCAAUGGGAAAAAUUUUCAGGCUUGCCCGCGACCAUUCAACACCACUGGAAAUAGGUUGCAUGAACAAAUUGUAUCAGAGUAUUGAGAAGCUUGAUGUGCAGGUUUUCAGGUCCACUGAAUGUAGAGACAUGCUGUUACUUCCGCACAGUGCAGCUAACUGUGAUUGCAAGAACCUCAAAUUGAAAAUUAUUGACGAUGCUAAGCCAAAACUGUUUAAGUGCCCUCCUUCUAGAGUUCCUCAUUCCUCCAGGUUCAUAGGUUAUUAUUCAAAUUAUCGUUGCCCUGUCUGCUCAGAUACCAUGGAUUCUGAAGCAUUUAUUUUAGAGGGAGAUUCUCAAGUUGGAGGGGUCUUUGUUAAAGAGCGAACCAGGGUUAUGAUUACUGAUGAUUUACAAGUGAUACCCCCAGUAAGUGCAGAUAACAUUUCCUUGUUUACCAAGCUUGGAGCCACGAAUGGCAAUACCACUGAGGAGCUAACUUUCAGUAUUGAAGUCGAGCAGGUCGUGAAUUUGCUUGUGAGCUCAUUUGUAUCAAAAACGCCUUUCACUGAAACUCUGCUGAAGCCUAAUCCUGUACCAAAAUUAGGUGGUGUGAAUUUCAGUGAAGGAAAAUGUAUUGAAUCUCUAAUGUCGGGGGCCUCGAUAGAUGAGAAAAAAGAAAACAUCUCUGUCAGGCUCACAGUGAGUAAAUCAAAGAAUGUGGUUUGCUACGCACAAGUACGAGAGGAUUUUGUUAAUUUGAUCUUCAGUUUCUUGACUCUUCCACUUGGGUUUAUAUUAAAGCAGAUGCUGGAUUCCCCUUGGAAAGGAUGUAUUGAUCAGUUAUGCAAGAGUGCGCUGGAUUUUGAUGAGCAAUUUUUUAAGUCAAAUUACCACAAGGAAUUGCUAUGCAAUCCCAAACUUUUUCCUGGAUUCAGCUAUGAGAACAAUCUUUUAGGAAUUGAGGAGGCCGUGUACCAUUAUUCUGAUGGUAAGUUGAUUGCUGAUGGAUCCAUUAACAAGUCCUCAGUCAAAGUUAACUUUGUGGAUCCCAAAUUCCAUGGUGAUAAGGAUAGAAAGGCUAGGGGAUUCUUAAAAGCACCAGCAAUUUUCACAGUAACUGACAAUUUGGAUGUAAGGCCAGUAUCUUCAAUCUUUCAACUGUCUGUUCUUAAUGAUUUGAAGGUACAUAUCACUGAUAUUGAGGAUCGGACUGUGCAUGUUGGCAAGAACGAGGCUUUGCGUCUUUUGGUGGCUUCUGUUGUUUCUGACUCAAUUCUAACCAAUGCUUUCCUACGGAAGUCAAAGGAGCCAUCGGUUAAGCAAGAGCAGUGAGGACUACUUAAGAAGAGGUAGUGCUUUUGUUGCUACUACGUACCUCUAAGUAUGCGUCUUGGUUUUUAAGAACAACUUCCAUUUAUAGCAACUAGUCUGCAUAUUUGGGUGCGAACUCUUUGGUCAUGUUUUCGUUACGUAACAUUGUGUUGUAAGAAUAUGAAUAUUGCUAUUGUGUCGGGACUUGUCUGUGUGCGUCUGUCUCUGCUUUCAUCAUUAUGUGAAUAUGAACUUGUACUGCCUAUGGUAACUUAAGACUGGGUAAGUUGUGUUA